Messenger RNA from Carassius auratus (goldfish), 1888 nucleotides. RefSeq names its product centrosomal protein of 55 kDa. Gene Ontology annotation, cellular component: midbody. Gene Ontology annotation, biological process: establishment of protein localization; regulation of phosphatidylinositol 3-kinase/protein kinase B signal transduction; mitotic cytokinesis. Bases 164 to 1465 code for a protein of 433 amino acids. Lineage: Eukaryota; Metazoa; Chordata; Actinopteri; Cypriniformes; Cyprinidae. The record is from RefSeq and is a predicted model, not a curated record. The transcript has 9 exons.
AGCGCGCAAUCUGUCUUUACGCGAGUCCCGGAUAUGACGCAGGACGCGCCGUAUUUAAACUUGUUUUCAUUAUCACGGAAGUGAAACAGAACCGUUUCCACAGACUGAUGCUGAUAUAUUUCUACUACAAUUAAGCACGCAUUCUUGUCACAUCAGUCCAGACAUGGCGGCGAAGGGGGCCAAGGAGACUAUCGCAAAUAAACUGGGCUUUAAAAGCAGCAGCUCAAAAUCAGUGGAGAUGGAGAUCGAGAGACUGAAGAGAGAGAACCAGCAGCUGAAGAAGAGUCUGGAGGACACGAAGAGACAUCAAAACACACAACCAGACUCAGACAAAGCCAAGCUCCUGGAGAGGAUCGUGUCUCUGGAGACGCUGAGGGAGAGGAGCUCGCAGCAGCUGCUGGAGAAGGAGAAGGAGAUCUCAGGUCUCAGACAGCAGUUGCGAGCUGAUCACGGAGACGUGGUGUCUUCACUGCACAGCCAGCUGCAGCAGAAACAACAUGAGGCUGAACAAAGAGAGAGACAGCUCCAGGAUCUCUCAAAGGAGACCCAAGACCUGAAAAACAAGUACUGUGCCGUUUCUGAGAGAUGUGACAUGCUUGAGAAACAAAAGGUGCCGUCUGGUGAGCUUGCGGUGCUUCAGGAGCAGCUGCGAGACGCCCUGGAGAAGAACCAUAACUGGCUUGUGUAUGACCAGCAGCGAGAGGCCUACGUUCAGGGCGUUUUGGCCAGGACCAAAGAGUUAGAGACGCAGUUAAAUGAAGCAAAUCAAGCACUCCAGCAACAGCACAAAGAAGCCAAUUCAGAUGGUCUGUCCGGGCAGGUGGCUCAGCAUGAACUUGAGGCCGAACGCGCCCGAGUCACCCAGAUCCAGACAGAACUGGAGGAUCUGAGAGGAAGGUAUGAGGAGAGGAGCAGGGAAGCGGUUCAGGCGCGGGAGGAGAGGAAGCGCGAGCAGGAGGCUCUGCAGGAGGAGAGGAAGUGUUCAUCAGAGCGAAGCGCUCGACUGCAGAGAGAGCUGGAGGAGGAGAGGAGGAGGGUGGCCGAACUACUCAUGCAGGUGAAUCUACUGCAGAAAUCCCUGAUGACUCAGCAGGAGGAGCAGAAAAGAAUGGCUAUUUUGGAACAACAGAUCCAGUUGUCGGCCAGAGAAUCUGAAAAUGAAAAACUGGACCGUCAGACUCUACAGCACCAGCUGCAUAAAGUUCUGAAAGAGCUUCGUAAAGCCAGAGACCAGAUUACACGCCUGGAGUCUGCCAAACAGCAGAGAGAGUCUCGUUUCUCUGAGCCCAGCUCCUGUAACAGGAUGGAUUUUGAGAGACUGACUAUUCAAGAUCAAACCAAGUCUCCAUCUAAAGUCCAUAACUUACUAGAUGAGAGUUUGCUGGAGUGUCCAAACUGUGGAGCUUCCUACCGCACCAGCCAGCACCGAGAGCUGCUCGCCCACCUCGACUACUGCUUCCGCUGAAACGCACAUCUCAGGAUGUAGGAGGAUUUUAUUAUAGUCACCAUUGCAAAGAAUUGUUUCAGUAUUUUAUAUCCACAAGGAUUUUAUGACUGUUUUUAAGAAUAGUGUCAAAUUUGAUUUUUAUUUUUUAAAAGGAAUAUUCUUUUGAAUUUUUUUUACAAAAGUAUCAGUUUACGUGGGGUUAAUUUAAAAAUAUUUUAAUUUAUGGACUCAGAUGUACAUGUUAUUUUCUUAGUUCUCUUUUGGUGAUAAGGUUGAUCUUUUAUAUGCAGUUUUCUUUUUUUUUUAUACGUGCAAUUUAAAAAAAAACUAUAUUUAGCAUAUAACUUUUUUUUUUUUUCAAUCAGUGUUGUAAAAUUAUUUACAGAGUCUUUCACUGAACUGUGCACUCCACGUAUAUAUGAAUAAAGGACAAAGACUGUG